This is a messenger RNA of Staurois parvus, 1203 nucleotides long. NCBI's taxonomy places the organism in Eukaryota, Metazoa, Chordata, Amphibia, Anura, Ranidae. The record is from the annotation of a GenBank genome assembly.
AUGGCGGAGGCGGCAGUACCAGACACGUCCACACUGUUCCAGCAGGAGCCCGGCGGGGUGACAUACCGGAUCCCGGCCCUCCUCUACAUCGAGCAGCCUUCCGUGUUUUUGGCGUUUGCGGAGAAGCGGGAGAAGCGGUCGUCCCCCCGGGAUCAGGACGCCCUGUACCUGGUGAUGAGGAGAGGAGUGGAGGUUCAUGGGACUCUGCAGUGGGAAAAAACACGAUUGCCGUGAGACAUGCCAAGCUAGUGGAUCACCGUACCAUGAACCCGUGCCCCGUCUACGACAAAGACACCAAGACCAUCUUCCUUUUCUUUCAUCUGCGUCCGGACAAACUGCUCAGAAAUGGGGCAGAUCAUCACCGGCAAAAACGCUGCCCGAAUCUGCUACGUCACCAGCACCGAUUACGGCAAAUCCUGGAGCUCCCUGCUGGACGUGACGGAGGACGUUCUGGCUGAGGAACUGAAGAACUGUGCCACCGUGGCUGUUGGGCCCGGCCAUGGGAUCCAGUCCCCAUCAGGAAGGCUGAUAGUGCCGGCCUACCUCUACUACAUCCACUCCCGUGUCUGCGGUCUACCCAUUCCAUGGAAAACCAAGCCUCACUCCUUCGUCUUCUACAGCGAUGACCAUGGGAAGAGCUGGCACAAGGGCAGCACCAUAUGGCAACAGCAGACCGGAGAGUGCGAGGUGGCAGAUGUGGCCUGCAGCAACGGUCCCGACAUCUUGUAUUGCAGCGCCCGGACAAACAAGCACUUCCGGGUAGAGGCUACCAGCAGUGACCAGGCCAUGGGGUUCAAUAGUUCUCAUUUCUGCAGGAACCUCUGUGAGCCACCCCAUGGGUGCCAGGGCAGUGUGGUGAGCUACCAACCCUUGGAGAUCCACCAAGAAGCAGAUGAUCUGGAUGGCAAAGGCCAGACUUGCUUUGAGAAACGUGCUCUGUCUUGGCUCCUCUACUCCCAUCCAACAAGCAACCAUAAAAGGGUUGACUUGGGGAUCUACCUAAACAAGUCCCCACUGCUACCCACUGGCUGGAACCAACCAUGGAUCAUUAACCAAGGCCCCAGCGGAUACUCCGACCUAGCUGUCUGCCAGGGCACGCAUGCGUUUGGAUGCCUCUUUGAGUGCGGCGUAGACGCUUGCGAAAAGAUCAUUUUUCGAAGGUUCACCGUAGAAGAGCUGAUGGAAAAUCUGUCAAAACCUUAA